Molecule: messenger RNA, 951 nt
Organism: Hypanus sabinus (Atlantic stingray)
Lineage: Eukaryota; Metazoa; Chordata; Chondrichthyes; Myliobatiformes; Dasyatidae
Product: histone H2B 1/2-like
Exons: 1
Coding region: 495-941 (148 amino acids)
Cellular component (GO): nucleosome
Molecular function (GO): DNA binding; structural constituent of chromatin; protein heterodimerization activity
Source: RefSeq, a predicted model, not a curated record
AGAAUCUGUCGCUUCACUUGCUGGCACCGCCGGUUUUCUUGGGCAACAGCACGGCCUGGAUAUUGGGUUUUGAAUUCUCUUUCCUUUCGAUAUUUCGUCCUCUUUUGGGAUGUAUAUAUUCUGUGUUUCCGAAUUGCUUCCCGAAAUUCCAGUCAUUGCUGCCAUCAUCAUCCCUGCCAAUGUUCUUUUCCAAAGAACAAGCCAAUUCUUCUCUCAUAACUCUGUAAAUCCCUUUUACUCCACUGUAAUACUGAUAUAUCUGACUUAAGCUUCUCCUCCUAUGGAAUAUACAGGCGUGUUGCGACCUGCUGAGUCACUCCAGCAUUUGCUGUGCCUUACCGGGCAGAGGGAGCCGCUUCUGAUUGGUAGACUAGUGAAUUCGACAUUUUUGAUUUGUUCCUUCCGAUAUCAAAUCAAAGGAUUGAUGAGCGAAUCUUUACCUGAAUCAACCAAUGACAAUGCUCUAUGUUCACAUCCCUCAUUAACAUACUGAUAUGGGAGUUGUCUAUUUAAUCCGCGCUCCGAGGGGAUUUUGUUCAUUUCACCGUCUGGAACCGACUGCUGAAAUGCCCGAGGCGCAGAAAUCCGCUCCCAAGAAGGGCGCCAAGAAAGCUUUGCCCAAACCAUCGGGCAAGUCCGGCAAGAAACGCAGGAGGGUGAGGAAGGAGAGUUACUCCAUCUACAUCUACAAAGUGAUGAAGCAGGUUCACCCCGACACCGGCAUCUCCUCCAAGGCCAUGAGCAUCAUGAACUCGUUCGUCAGCGAUAUCUUCGAGCGCAUCGCGGGCGAGGCUUCCCGGCUGGCUCAUUAUAACAAGCGAUCGACCAUCAGCUCCCGGGAGAUCCAGACCGCCGUGCGCCUGCUGCUCCCCGGGGAGCUGGCCAAGCACGCCGUGUCGGAAGGGACAAAGGCGGUGACCAAGUACACCAGCUCCAAGUGAAGAGUGCGGA